AUGCCUAUGUUGGAAGAGGUUGAUGAAGAAGAAAAUGUGAAAUUUGCUGUUGGGGAGUCGUUGGUCUCGAGGCGAGCUCUUAAAAUUCAAAUCAAAGUGGAUGAUUCGAAGCAGCAGCGGGAAAAUAUAUUCCACACACGUCACGUCAACGAUAAGAUAUGUAGUGUGAUUAAUGAUGUGUACAAAGAGUCCCUCCUCAAUUUUGAGGAAUCUAACAUUUCCCUCCCUAGUUUGGUUAAGUCUUUGUUGCAGGAUUUUGAAGAUGUGUUUCUAGAGGAUGUGCCAAGUGGAUUGCCACCAAUUCAAGGCAUUGAGCACCAGAUUGACUUCAUACUUGGAGCUGUCAUUCCAAACCGACCGACUUACAGAAGUAAGUCCAAGGAGACAAAGGAGAUUCAGAAGUAUGUGGAGAAGUUGAGGAGCAAUAGCUAUAUAAGAGAGAGCAUGAGUCCAUGUACUAUGCCCAUUCUAUUGGUACUGAAGAAAGAUCAGACUUAA
Molecule: messenger RNA, 498 nt
Organism: Olea europaea var. sylvestris
Lineage: Eukaryota; Viridiplantae; Streptophyta; Magnoliopsida; Lamiales; Oleaceae
Exons: 2
Coding region: 1-498 (165 amino acids)
Source: RefSeq, a predicted model, not a curated record